Molecule: messenger RNA, 1735 nt
Organism: Anastrepha ludens (Mexican fruit fly)
Lineage: Eukaryota; Metazoa; Arthropoda; Insecta; Diptera; Tephritidae
Product: pupal cuticle protein G1A
Exons: 5
Coding region: 167-961 (264 amino acids)
Source: RefSeq, a predicted model, not a curated record
UUUUGAAAACGUUUGAUCAACAACGAAUUGCCUGCCUGUCGAAGUGCAAAAGUAAAAUAGCAAAGCCGCUAGUCGCCAAUCGCAAGUCGCAAGCUGAAAAGUGAUCUGUUUAUUAACAAAAGUCUCGUUAACUAGUACAAAGUAGUUCAAGUGAAAUUGUGAAAAAAUGGCUUUAAAGGUUCUUUUCGUUAUUGCCGCAGUGAUUGCUUGCGCGCAUGCCAGACCCGGCGGCCCCGCAGCCUACUCCAUUUCCGCACCCAGCGUGGACCACGCUUCGGUGGGUAGCACACAAGAGCACACCGUGAAGGGCCACUAUGGCCAAUCGUCGCAAUCGGACUACUCCAGUGCCGUACAGACCGCGCAUUCGCAAUCGCACGUCCAGCGUUCCAGUAUUAGCAACGAUGCAGGCGUGGCACCAGCCAUUGGCGGUCACGUAAUUGCCGCCGCUGCACCCGCUGCCCACAUUGCUUAUGCUGCACCAGCCGCUUACGCCGCGCAUGCGUACGCCGCACCGGCAGCCAGUUAUGCCGCGCAUGCCUACACCGCGCCGGCUGCUCUCAGCCAUAGCUAUGCUGCACCCGCCCUCUCGCAUGGCAUCGCCUACGCUGCGCCAGCGGCCUACCAAGCUCCCGCUUACAGCUACCAAGCGCCGUCUUACAGUUACCAGGCUGCACACGCCCCUGCUCCAGUCCUGCAAUACGCCGCUGCUGCCCCUGCUAUUGGACAUUACGCCGCUCCCGCUGCGCUCUCGCAUAGCUAUGUCGCUGCUGCGCCGGCUGCCACCCUGAAAUAUGCUUCGGCACCUGCUUAUGUAUCGCAUGGUCUCCUUGGACAUCCAGGUAUCCCAAUCGCCGCACCAGCCUUGGCGCAUUACCCAGCACCAGUAGCUGUUAAAGCCCUUGCCGCCCCCGCUUUGGUGCAUACCGCAGUCGCCGGACAUGGUGUGCAUUAUGGCUACUAAUAAGGCAGAAGAAUCGAGAAAUGUGAGCAACAAAAAACAAAAGAGUGGUGGAGAGAGAGAGAGAGAGAGAGGGGAAGCACAAUUGCGAGAGACGGGGAGAACUUAAGCGGCAGAGCGCUGGACGUCGCCUAGUGGCUGGCCGCCGCACACAUCGACGUCGACGCUAACGCCGUGACACUAAAACAAAUUACAAAUAAAACAAAACGUAAAAAAAAAAAAAAUAAAUUAACGAGGCAGAAAUUAAUAAGGAAAGAAGAAAAAUAAACAAAUAAACAGCAAAAUGAAUCAUUAUUAUGUAGGAUAACAGCAGGAAAAGCAAUUAUGAAAAGAACAAACAUUACAGCCAUGUAUGACGUGCAACAACGAUGCCAACAACAACAACACCAACAACAAUCAACGCAACAAUGAAUACUUAUUAACAAAAGCAAAAACAACACAAAGAACAUCAAUACACAUAAAUGUUAACAAGUGAAAACAUCUACGGCAAAGCAAAAACAACAAAAGCAGUACAGCAGCAGCGGCAGGUAGUGGAUUGUGGUUGCUGUCGCGGCCGCUGGAGCAGAAAAAAGUGCUUACAUAAUUUAUAAAUAAAUUGUUUACCUUUCUGGAGUUAAAGGCAAGCGCUUAACAAGGGGCAACAACAACAAUAACAACAGCAAUGCAGCAACAACUAGAACACAAAGCGCCCCCAGGUAUGACCGCAUAACAACCGAGCGAAAUAACCACAACAAACACUUUGCGUGUCAGCUACGACAACAACAACUACGACUCGAC